Messenger RNA from Thlaspi arvense, 759 nucleotides. The record is from the annotation of a GenBank genome assembly. Lineage: Eukaryota; Viridiplantae; Streptophyta; Magnoliopsida; Brassicales; Brassicaceae.
UCUUCAUCAUCUUCGGCUACGAAAACCCGUUUCGCUUCAAUUCAUUCGACGAGUGUUUUGUCUGAGAAAUCCAGGAAAAGCUUUGGCUCCGGUGGUACAACUUCUGAAAGCGAACGAUCUUCAAAGAACUCCUCCAUAAGGUUCACAUGUACUGUUAAGGAGAAAGGGAGACGCACUGGUGCUAAAAAGACUCUAAACAAUCUUCUCUUCCACAGUGGAAUCAAUGAUCCGAUUCAGAAUGAGUGGCAUUUCGGACCAAAUCCGCUUACCAGAGAUAGACAUAUGAAGAAGAAACCUCCACCUGGCCGGGGAAAGAAGCCUCGUGAUAAGAAAACAAAACGUUGGCACAGAGAAGGAAACACUGAGGAUGAAUUUGGCGCUGAUGCUACUAAUAGUACGUUUGAGAAAAAAUGGAGAGAAGGCUGGACAAACCAAUCUCAUAAAGCCUCCUCGAGGGACUCGGCACAGGGAUUCGAAUGGAGAGAAGGCUGGAGCUGGACAACUCAGUCUCAAAGGAGCAAAACCUGGAACGAUGAGUCUUGUGAUGAACCUUUGACCGUUGGGUCUCGGUCUGAGAGGAAUGUUCUUGGUCUACCUCUAUGUGGUCCUCUAAAACUAGAAGAUGUCAAGAACGCCUUUCGAUCUGCGGCUUUGAAGUGGCAUCCUGAUAAGCACCAGGGGCCUUCUCAGGCUGCAGCGCAAGAGAAGUUUAAGCUCUGCGUUGAUGCAUACAAGUCUCUCUGUUCUGCAGUUUCUUGA